Messenger RNA from Cuscuta europaea, 2165 nucleotides. The record is from the annotation of a GenBank genome assembly. Lineage: Eukaryota; Viridiplantae; Streptophyta; Magnoliopsida; Solanales; Convolvulaceae.
GGUAGGGAAUGAUAGUACGGGUAAAGGUGGGAGGUAGCGCGAAAUCCUGCUCUCAACCACAAGUCCUUAACUAACUAACAUACACGAUUCUCUCCUCCUUCACAUUUCUGAAACACAUAGCUCCACCUUUUCCCCUAGCUUCCAUUUCCUGUUAUUAUUCAAAUAAAACCAAUCGAAUUGGGGAAGUCCGGAUCUUUGUCGCUUGAUUUUGACAGAGAGCAGGCAUUCCCCGGCCGGCCUUCUGCGUCCAAGCUUCUUGUUCGUGCGCUGCAGGAGGGACCUCAUCAAUAACCUAACCUACCAUCUUCUUCUCAUCCAACGCUGCCCGCUGCUGUAUAUAUAUUUAUGCCGAAUUAGAUUGAAGGAGUGAUGCAAGGGCAAAAAAUGGGGGAGCUGGAGGAUGAGCUCAGAGAAACCCGGGAGCAACUCGGCUUCGCUGAGGACCAACGGAACCGAGCCCUUGAAGAACUUCAGGAGAUCAAACAUGAGCUCAAAACUAUAAAAGAUUCGCUUUCUGUCACACAACAACAGCUGGAGCUCAAGGACGUCAACAUUGAGUCUUUAAAAUCUGAGCUUCAAAGAGCCAAAGACGACAACAUCCAAUGCUAUGAACACAAACAGAAUGACCAUGAACUUGAAAUUCUAAAACAUAGACUUUCUGUCUCGCAAGAAAGUGAGGAGGCCGCAUUGUUGAAGGUCACCAGUUUGAUCGAAGAACUAAACUCACUGAAGAACGAAGUGAAGCUGGCAACGGACGCGGAGGAGAAAAGCAGAAAGGCAAUGGAUGAUUUGGCGUUAGCCUUAAAGGAAGUCGCGACCGAGUCCGCUGAGGCUCGGGGCAAGCUUUCCGGUACUCAGCUUGAACUCGACCAAGUCAAACAAGAAGCCCAAAAGCUUAAAGAAAUGGUGAGAGGCAGCGAGGAGAGGUACGAGAAGCUCUUAGAAGAUGCCAGGAAAGAAACCGAGAUGCAUAGGAAUACAGUGGAGAGGUUGAGGUUAGAGGCAGAGGAGUCAAUUUUCGCUUGGAACGGGAAAGAGAUGGGGUUUGUUACUUGCAUCAAAAGGGCAGAAGAAGAGCGCGCGGUUGCCCAACAUGAAGCCAAUAAGCUAGCUGAGGCCUUAAGGGCAGCCAGGGAAGAGAGCUAUAAGUUGAGGGAUAUAUUGAAACAGGCCAUCAACGAAGCCAAUGUUGCUAAAUCUGCUGCUGACAUAGCCCGGGCCGAAAACUCCCAACUCAAAGAUCUCUUGUCCGAGAAGGACGAAUCACUACACUUCCUAUCCCGGGAGAAUGAACGUCUCAGGAUUAACGAGGCUGCAGCCAACGAGAACGUCAAGCAGUUCAAACUAAUGCUCUCCUACGUCUCCCGAGAGCUCAAAGCUGAGGAAAAGGAGGACUCACCCGAGGAAGAAGACGAUGAGGAUGACGAUGAUGAAGACCAUUUGCAAAUGACCAACGGGUUAGAUCCAAGAGACGAAGAGGAGGAUGAAGACUACCACCCUGUGGUGAGAAAGUUCAGCUUCGGCCUUAGCGAGCUGUCGUUGCUCAAGGACGAGGACGAAGAUGCACAUUCGCGGAUUGAACACGAGGACCCCGAGAAGCUAGAGGCGCUUAAAGGGUCCAUCUUCGACACGCCAUUCUCGCCCAAGUCAGAGCCGCGGACUCCACAGCGACACAUGACGCAUCACCGACGCAAGUCGACCGCGUUCACGGACGCAGAAGGAUCGCCGAGUGCAGAAGAUGCUGAAAAUAACAGUGCUGACAUUCACCAUCAUAUCGAUGAAUCAGAUAAUGAAAGGAUUUCACAUAGAAGGAAAAGAGCAUUGUUUCGUAGAGUUGGAGACCUUUUAUUGAGAAAGAGUUUCAGCAGGAAGGAACCAUCCCCUGUACCAUCACCUUCCCCAGUCUCAGUUCCACCACAAUCCCCAAUCCAUGAGUAGGCCAGCCUCUAUUCAUUUUUUUUGUAUUUCAUAGCUAUCUAUACACAUACACAUACACACCUCUAAAAGCUAUGACGUUUUUUAGAUUCACAUAAUUAUAACUCGCCCCAUUGAUAUGCCCAAUGUGCGAAUGUUCUUGUACAGAGUAAUAUUUUUCUUUACGUAGUACGUAGUAUUCUUUAAGGAAUUCUCAUUCUUUUUUUGCUGUAAGGAACUCUCAUUCUUGU